UCAAAGACAAACAUGUCCAGCAGCAAAUGUUCUCCUCCUGAACCAGGCGCUGACCUCAGAGUGGUUCUGGUGGGUCAGGAAAGAGUGGGGAAGAGCUCAGCGGGAAACACCAUCCUGGGAAAGAAGGAGUUUGACUGUCGGAUCAGCUCCAUCCCGCUGACUGUGAGCUCUGAAAAGAUAGAGGGAGAGUUUGAGGGCCGCAGAGUCUCUGUGGUGGACACCCCUGGACUCUGCAGCUCCCAGCUGUCUGCACAGCAGGUGGAAGCAGAGCUGAUUAAAGCCGUCCAGCUGAGCGGUCCGGGGCCUCACGUCUUCCUGCUCACGCUCCAGCUGGGGAGAGUCACCCCCCAAGAGCAGAGGGGGCUGCAGACCCUGCAGAGCAUGCUGAGUCCUGAGGUGUCCCAACACACCAUGCUGCUGUUCACCUAUGGAGACCAGCUGGAGGACAUGAUCAUGGAGCAGCUCAUCAGGGAGGAUGUCAUCCUGCAGGGGCUGCUGCAGAGCUGCAGCGGGGUGUACCAUGUGUUCAACAACAAGGAGACCAGAGACCGGACGCAGGUCCAGGAGCUGCUGCACAAGAUAGACUCCAUCUCACAGGGGGGCGCAGUCCACUAUGAGAUGGGUGCCCAGACAAGGCUCUCAAGGGUCUGGGGUCUCUUUUCUAGGGUUUAUGGAGGUAUUCGACAGGUCUAUUACUGGUUAUGUUCUUACAGGGCUGAGUGAAAAGACCAGAAGAGGUAACAGGCUGGGGAUGACAAACAAAAUUAUGAGAUGUUUUAGGUGUCUUUCAGAUCAGUACAGAUCAGAUCUGUAGAGUCUGAACAGUUAAAUUGUAAAAUCUGAC
Molecule: messenger RNA, 844 nt
Organism: Menidia menidia (Atlantic silverside)
Lineage: Eukaryota; Metazoa; Chordata; Actinopteri; Atheriniformes; Atherinopsidae
Source: the annotation of a GenBank genome assembly